CGCUCCGUCUGCGGGGCAGUUCACAGUGAUGGGACCCACCCAGAGGGUCAUCGCCCCGGUGAGGGGAGAAGCCAUCCUCUCCUGCCGCCUCACCCCCAAGAUGAACGCCAGAACUAUGGACGUGAAGUGGUUCCAGGUCGAUAGAGGACUUCCGAUUCACUGGUACCGGGGGAGCCGAGAUGGGGCAGAGAGCGAGGGGCCGGAAUACGACAGGAGGACAGAAUUCCAGAAAGAGAACAUCGCCGAGGGGACCGUGACGCUGAAACUCCACGGGGUCCGGGCUUCGGACGAGGGAUUGUAUAAGUGUCUCUUUCAGUCGCCCUUCUACAGCAACGAAGCUCAGUUCCGUGUACAGGUUGCAGGCACCGGUUCGGUCCCUCACAUCCACAUCGAGGAGGACGAGAGGCGGGGGAUCCGGCUGAUUUGCAGCUCCUCGGGAUGGUACCCACGGCCCCGGGUACGGUGGAAGGACCCCAGAGGGCACCGCUUGCCACCUGCCUCGGAGAAGACCCAUCAGGAAGGAGACGGCCUGUACGCUGCGGAGACUUCCUUCGUCCUGGCGGCCGAGUCCAAGGAGAACGUAUCCUGCUUCAUCCAGAACCCGCUUCUUGACCUGGACAAGGAAAUGAGGAUUUCUGUGGCAGACUCCCUGUUCCCGCGGGUCUCUCUUGAGAAGACUGUCCUGAUUGUGAUCGUGACCGUCUUGUUUUUUCUCCUGUCCUCUUCCGCUUACGUCCACUGGAUACGGCACAGGGCCAAGGAGGCGCUCCAGGAAGAAUGUGAGAAGCUCAGGGAAGACCUCAAGAGAAGAAAACUCCUGGGAGAAGAAGUGGACGUGACGCUGGAUCCCAGCUCUGCCGAUCUCUACCUCAUCGUGUCUGAGGAUAAGAAAGCCGUAAGGUCCGUCGGCAAAAAACUCGACUUGGCUGACCUCGAAGAUAGAUUCGACAACCCGUUCGCUGUCCUGGGCCAUCAGCGGUUCGAUCGAGGCUGUCACUACUGGGAGGUGGGGGUGGAAGGCAAGACCAGAUGGACCUUGGGGCUGUGCAAGCAAUCGAUCCCCAGGAAGGGACGGUACAUUUCCGCUUCCCCUGAGAGCGGCUUUUGGGCUCUGAGUCCGAAGAACACCGACAACUACCAGGCCCUCACCUCUUCCCGCGCCCCCAUCUACGUCAUCGAGCCCCCCAGGGCGGUGGGGAUUUUUCUGGAGUACGAGGAAGGGCGGGUUUCCUUCUGCAACGUGACGGAAGGCACCUGGCUCUACACCUUCAAAGCUUCCUUCACCGAGACCCUCAGGCCUUACUUCUAUCCCGGGCCCCUCUCCAAAGGGAAAAACGUCAAUCCUCUGAUCAUCCUGCCCAGGCCCCGGGAAGGGAGAGGGGCUCGCUCCGACGGCCCGAGUACGCAAGAGAGUAAACCCCUCAUGGAUGGGGACGGUCAGCACGGAGAGGAAUCAGAGACCCGCUAACUGACGGUGGACCGUGAGCUCCUUGCGGACAGGGAUCGCAUCUACCGACUCUCGGACCGUCCUCUCCCAGAUGCUCAGUACGGUGCUGUGCCCACAUUAAGCACUCGUUAAAUACCUCUGACCGAUUA
Molecule: messenger RNA, 1596 nt
Organism: Ornithorhynchus anatinus (platypus)
Lineage: Eukaryota; Metazoa; Chordata; Mammalia; Monotremata; Ornithorhynchidae
Product: butyrophilin subfamily 1 member A1-like
Exons: 7
Coding region: 29-1468 (479 amino acids)
Biological process (GO): regulation of cytokine production; T cell receptor signaling pathway
Cellular component (GO): external side of plasma membrane
Molecular function (GO): signaling receptor binding
Source: RefSeq, a predicted model, not a curated record